AUGCUGAAGAAGCCACAGAAGCUGAAGAAGCCACAGAAGCUGAAGAAGCCACAGAAGCUGAAGAAGCCACAGAAGCCACAGAAGCCACAGAAGCUGAAGAAGUCACAGAAGCUAAAGAAGCCACAGAAGUCACAGAAGCUAAAGAAGCCACAGAAGCCACAGAAGCCACAGAAGCUGAAGAAGUCACAGAAGCUGAAGAAGCCACAGAAGCUGAAGAAGCCACAGAAGCCACAGAAGCUGAAGAAGUCACAGAUGCUGAAGAAGCCACAGAAGCUGAAGAAGCCACAGAAGCUGAAGAAGCCACAGAAGCUGAAGAAGCCACAGAAGCCACAGAAGCCACAGAAGCUGAAGAAGUCACAGAAGCUAAAGAAGCCACAGAAGUCACAGAAGCUAAAGAAGCCACAGAAGCCACAGAAGCUGAAGAAGUCACAGAAGCUGAAGAAGCCACAGAAGCUGAAGAAGCCACAGAAGCCACAGAAGCUACAGAAGCUACAGAAGCCACAGAAGCUAAAGAAGCUACAGAAGCUACAGAAGCUACAGUACAGAAGCUACAGAAGCCACAGAAGCUGA
This is a messenger RNA of Knipowitschia caucasica, 570 nucleotides long. Lineage: Eukaryota; Metazoa; Chordata; Actinopteri; Gobiiformes; Gobiidae. The record is from the annotation of a GenBank genome assembly.